Messenger RNA from Cloeon dipterum, 927 nucleotides. It is a transcript of the gene Mp20, whose product is annotated as Muscle protein 20. Gene Ontology annotation, biological process: actin filament organization. The coding region runs from base 116 to 673 and encodes 185 amino acids. Gene Ontology annotation, cellular component: actin cytoskeleton. The transcript is spliced from 4 exons. Gene Ontology annotation, molecular function: actin filament binding. The record is from RefSeq and is a predicted model, not a curated record. NCBI's taxonomy places the organism in Eukaryota, Metazoa, Arthropoda, Insecta, Ephemeroptera, Baetidae.
GCGCCUGCUGGAACUAUAUAACCGAGAAGAGCUUCCCUCAGGAGCAGUCAGUCAGAAAGCGCCACUUCUGCAACCACUUUACUCGCGAAACCACCCCACCCAACUCAGCCCAAACAUGUCUCUGGAAAGGCAAGUCAGACUGAAGCUCGCCGGCAAGCGCGACGCCGAGCAGGAGAAGGAGGCCAUGGAGUGGAUCGAGUCCGUGCUCGGAGAAAAACUGUUCAACAGGGGCGAGUCCUACGAAGACGUGCUCAGGGACGGCCAAGUCCUCUGCAGGUUGAUGAACAAAAUCCAGCCCGGAGCCGUCGCAAAGAUCAACAAGAGCGGUGGUCAGUUCAAGAUGAUGGAGAACAUCAACUUGUUCCAACAGGCUCUCAAGAGCUACGGCGUUGCUGACCUGGACGUCUUCCAAACUGUUGACCUUUACGAGAAGAAGGACAUUGCCCAGGUCACCACCACACUUUUCGCCCUCGGCCGCACCACCUACCGUCACCCUGAGUGGCAGGGCCCCUACCUGGGCCCCAGGCCUGCUGAGGAAAACAAGCGCGACUUCAGCGAGGAGCAGCUGCGCGCCGGCGAGGGCAUCAUCGGCCUGCAGGCAGGCCAGAACAAGGGCGCCUCACAGGCAGGUCAGAGCUUGGGCGCCACCAGAAAGAUCCUGCUCGGCAAGUGAGCAUUUCCAGCGACUCUCGUGAUGUGAAGGAGGAUGUACAAGAACCAUUCGAUGGGUGUAUGACAUUCAUAAUACGCAAUUUUUGUAAGAUUUUGAAACGGACAUACAUAUUACGAUGACUGCCUAUCUCUGUUGCUUUGUGUUUUGUCUCUUAUUAUAUAUUUUAUUGCAAGAUAGACGAGAACACACGAAAAACGUGGGUAAUUUGUAACGAAAGUGGGAAAUAAAUUUGAUAUUUAUACCUAUACGCGAAA